This is a messenger RNA of Strongylus vulgaris, 222 nucleotides long. The record is from the annotation of a GenBank genome assembly. Lineage: Eukaryota; Metazoa; Nematoda; Chromadorea; Rhabditida; Strongylidae.
AUGUCGUUCGCCAUUGCUCCCGCUGUGGCGGUUCGAAUUGAUAACAAAACGUCGCAAACAGCGAAAACAGCCGAUGUUUCAUGGCUGACUGGCUGGGAUGGGCUGAUGGAACAGGGCGGACGGCACGACCGUUCGUUCACCACUAUCUCGUCGUUUUCGUUUGACAGCGCAGCAAUAGAUGGCACCACACACACAUACACACGCACAGACACAUACCCCUAA